This is a messenger RNA of Acanthoscelides obtectus, 2918 nucleotides long. NCBI's taxonomy places the organism in Eukaryota, Metazoa, Arthropoda, Insecta, Coleoptera, Chrysomelidae. The record is from the annotation of a GenBank genome assembly.
UGUCAUUUGCGGCCGUGGUGGUCUAACCUCGAUUCGUAAUGUAAACAAAGUAGAUACUAGACAUGAGAUUAUCACAACUUUUCAGGAUCAUUAACAAAAAAUACAUUGUUCGACACUUUUCUUUAUGGAAUAACAUGCCUAGUUCAAAUUGUUCUUACUUGAAGAAUUUUGCAAACAUUGACCAUUUAACUGGAUAUAAAAUCAUUAAAAAAUUACAUAUAGAAGCUGAUGAUGAUGCUGAAAUUUCUGAAAUGCUGGUUGAUACGGAUCAUACUGAUGUUGAACUGGUGAAAGAUGCUCUGUUCAAGCAUUCAAAAGACGAUGUAAUCCAAAAGUUGAAUAAUUGUGCCUCAAUAGAAGAAGCUCUAACAGUUUUUCACAUGCAGACUGUUCCUUAUAGUAUAGAGCAUAUAGCGCAAACCAUUUUAGUUCUAGUGGAUAUACAAACUAUGUUUUUCCACUAUAGUAGACCUAGUCAACAAGCUCGAGACAAAUUUAUCAAUGAUCUGUUAGCCAAUAAGGAGUUUACAGUGUUUUUAAAACAUGUUGAAGACAAUGUACACACUUUUCCUACCAACAUAUUGAGUUAUGUUUUAUAUUACUUGAAUAAGCUAGGUUUGAAGACAGAUAGUUCCUUAAUACAAUCACUAGCUGUAGAAUUACGUGACCAUUUGAAAUUGAAACUUGAUGUCAGUCACUGUGCAAAGUUAUUCAAAGUGAUAUUUGCUGAAAAUAGUAUUCGACCAUAUUAUAUAAGUCUUCCCCUCAUACCUUCAGUAAUAAACCUCAUAGGUAGAUGCCAGUCAGUUUCAGAGCUAGGACAUUUAACCACAUGUUUAAAUAAAUUACAUAAUAUAGUAACAAGGGAAACUUUAAGUAGAUAUAAGGAAGAAGUUCAUUUGUUUCUGAGAGAGAAGAGACUAAAUACCAAAGAUUCCACAUUAUUAAAAAUUAUAAUGUUUUUGAACUAUCCUCAAUGGAGAAAUCAAAAUAUUGUUCUUAUAUCUCAAUGCAUUCUGACCUUAAAAGAAGAUAUUAACUCAUUCAGAGUUAAUGAAUUGCUGAUGAUAUAUGAAGUGUUUUUCAAAAAUCAAGAGCCUGGAGAAGCUCUCAACCACCUACAACGUGGCGUUGCACAGUUUUUAAGGAAAAUUGAUGAAGGAAGAAACAUAGGUAUAGAGCAACACUUGAUGCUGUUUUCUGCUUUUAUAUUUUUCUCAUCACCAAUCAACAAGAUGCAAUAUAGAAAAGAUAUUGAACAUAUAUUCAGUGAUUGUAAUGUAGAAAAUGUUAACUGCCACACUUUAGUUACCCUUAGAAAAAUCUUUUCUUAUAUAAAAAUAUCGGACAAAAAUAUCUGUGAAAAGUUCUGGGAUUUGACUUUAGAUAUUAUAAAAAGGGAGACCAAUGUGAACAAUAUAUGGAAGUUGUGCCAAAACUAUCUACAAUUUAAUAUAGAUCUGGCAGCUUUUCGCCAUUAUGAGUUUGAGAAGUGGAUGAACAAUUUCAUAAAAAACAAAAUGUUCAAUUGUCAAUUUCUAACUCCAUCAGAAAUUGCCAGCUAUUUGACUUUCAUGCUGGUUUAUGGCAAUAAUGAAAAGCUUAUGCAGGCAGUUCUAGAUCGAUUCGAGGCAAAUAUUGGCCAAUUUAAAGCAGCAGAUUGCCUUAAAGUUUCAUAUAGUUUAGUGGCAGUGAAAGUCAAUCAAAACAACAUUUCUUUGCAAAAAUAUGGAAAAAGAAUCAUGAAAAUGUUACAUGACAUUACAGAAAAUGUACUACAGUACAAUGAAAAUGAUUAUGAACUGAAUACUGCUUUAUUGAAGGCAGCAAUUUUGAGGAAUGACUUAGAUCAUCAAAUUAUAGAAAAUAUGCUGGUAAAAUUCAAGCAGAUGGAUUACAUGUCUUCCAAGAUUCUGGAGAAUAUUUGUUACAUCUAUUUGGCAACAGAUAGUUUGGUACCAGAAGCUGUCAAUAAAUGUACUGAAUAUAUUGUUAACAACCAUCAGAAUGUCAUUGGCUUCAAUGCAGAGAAGAUAUUGUAUCUCUGUUAUUACUUGGCUUACUACCCUAUCAAUGCUGAUAAGUUUCUUGGAGUUGUGAUUGACACAAUUAUUAGAGAUCAAGAACGGUUGAGUGGCUUAGUAUUUCUACAAAGCGCCCUCGCUUUAUGCUUCUUCAACAAACUACCAAGCUCAUUCAUCAAACAAAUAUUUACCGUGGAGUUCAUGGACAAACUAGAUGCAGAGUUGGCCAGUUGUUACUCAAGGGAAACUUAUCCUCAACGUGUUCGGAACUGUCUCAUGCAGUUGAAUAGAGCAGUUUGUUUGGAAUAUCCAGAAUAUAAUGUCCCUUGGUUUCAUAAAAAAUAUGUAGAUGAAAUCGAAAGGAAAUAUAUGAUACCUGAGUCGGAGAUACAGUUCCCACUGAGGAUAAAAGAUUACUUGACGGAGGUAGCAGGAAAUGCUGGAGGGGUAGAAGACAACGUCAUCACACCCUAUGGGUACCACAUUGACUUUGUAGUUAGCCUAGAUAGAAAUGACCAGGUUGUGAAUUCCCGGUCUGAAGAUGUGAAUAGGAGGAUUGCAAUUUUACUACUAAGGCCUUAUUGCUAUACUCGUUUCUACAGCCAUCCUAAAGGGAAGUAUCAGCACAAAAAGAGGCAUUUAGAAAUGCUUGGUUAUGAAGUUUCUAUGGUGAAGUUUACUGAAUGGAUCAAUCUUUUGUAUGCAGAAGAGCGACUUGAGUUUCUAUCUGACUUAAUAUGGCCAAAGAAGGUAGAAAAUUGUACGGGUAAUUCUAGGGCAACAAAAAGGUGACAUUUUGUCCUGUUAUUUAUUUUCAGUGUGAUGUUUUAGAUUUAUCUGCAAUAUCUGUUGUAUACUUUGUUGAUUUACUUGAAAUUAUAGAUUUGAUUUGAA